GUUUCUCUUUCUGAAGGAUGUACACGUGGUAAAUAUGGCUUCAGUUGCCAUUUGAAUUGUGACCACUGUUUAAAUGGAAGUGCAGAUUGUGACACGGUUACUGGACACUGUUCUAAUGGCUGUGACGCUGGGUGGAGAGGAGAUACAUGCAAAACAGCGUGUGGUCCUGGUACAUUAUGGCACCAAGUGCAUCCACACGUGUGGACAGUGUUUAAAUGGAAAUACAGAAUGUGACACGGUUACUGGGCGUUGUCCUAAAGGGUGUAGAGCUGGAUGGAGUGGUGACACAUAUAAAACAGCAUGCACACCUGGCCGUUACGGUACCGACUGCAGAGAGGCAUGUGGACAUUGUUUGAAUGGAAAUAUAGAAUGCGAUAAGGAGACUGGGCACUGUUCUAAUGGGUGCGGUGAUGGAUGGAGCGAUGCCAUGUGCAAAACAGAAUGCGAUGCGGGGAAAUACGGAGACUUGCAAUGUGAUCGCUUCACUGGAUAUGGUCUUGGUGAAUAUGUUGCUGGUUUUACUAACGCUGAGACUGGCUGUAGAGAGAAACUUAUUUCUGACAACGAAGUCAAGAAUGGUGACACUGCGUUGGUCGUGGUUGCCGGGAUACUUUUCAUUUCACUUGUUGCUGUCUCAGGUUUUCUCGUAUGGCAUAUUAGACGUAAAACGGUGAAACAACGAUGUGAUGGCCGACACACUUCCAGAGGAAUCAACGUGCGCAUGACCAACCCGAGCGUCUCGCGUGGAGCGGUUACCCAUGUUAGUUCAGCAGAACGGAGUGGUCAAAGGAAUACCCAGCAGAGACGACAAGUCAACUCUGAGUGCGCUAGUCGAUCGAAUGAAUAUGAAACACUUAACAUAACGAACACCAGGUUCAUUGAGAGAGAGAGAGAGAGAGAGAGAGAGAGAGAGAGAGAGAGAGAGAGAGAGAGAGAGAGAGAGAGAGAGAGAGAGAGAGAGAGAGAGAGAGAGAGAGUUACUGUACAGUUAAAGAUAGUGAGGGAAAAAACGAAAACGAAACAUAACCACAGAAAGGCCAUCAUGCAGUCUGUAUGGUUACCACUUUCGAAACACGUCACGAUAAACACCGAUGCCAUCGAGGUCAGUUGCACCUCAUGAUAGCGCUCUCUCACUGACUUGCAUGUUGCCCCUUUUACAGGGAGUGGCAACCAGUCAACCAAUGGUACAUAUUCCAUGAAACAGGCACGUCAUCCUCUGUUUGCACUGGAAUAGGUAUGGUCAAGUGGUUUUAUGUGCACAUUCAUAAGGCCAUAUAUCUGUUAUCUACCUAUCUGGUUAACCAAAAGCAGUCUUAUGUUUCACUAUGAAUAUUUCAUGGCAGACAGCUUUGAAGUGGUAACUAUUAGACUGGAGUUGACAGGGGAGAGCAUGUACUUUGCACACAUGUG
Molecule: messenger RNA, 1410 nt
Organism: Gigantopelta aegis
Lineage: Eukaryota; Metazoa; Mollusca; Gastropoda; Neomphalida; Peltospiridae
Product: protein draper-like
Exons: 6
Coding region: 74-1120 (348 amino acids)
Molecular function (GO): scavenger receptor activity
Source: RefSeq, a predicted model, not a curated record